This is a messenger RNA of Aricia agestis (brown argus), 1491 nucleotides long. RefSeq names its product protein yellow-like. The record is from RefSeq and is a predicted model, not a curated record. The transcript is spliced from 4 exons. Gene Ontology annotation, cellular component: extracellular region. Bases 1 to 1491 code for a protein of 496 amino acids. Lineage: Eukaryota; Metazoa; Arthropoda; Insecta; Lepidoptera; Lycaenidae.
AUGGAGACCGCCGCCGCGGCCGGUCUAGAAAAAGAUGGCGCGAUGAGCUGGAAGCAUACCAGCCAGACUGGCCAGCGGUGGAAAAUGCUGGUAUUCGUGGCUUUCGUACAGCUGGUGUACGUCAGUGCGAGUGUGUCGCAGAUGUCUCUGGUCCGCGAGUGGGAAUCAAUGGACCUACUGGUGCCAGGGGAGGGUGGGCAGGGGACAUCGCGAAGACCCCUCGAUCUACAUUUUGAUAAAUUUAGCGUAUUUUGGAAAUAUUUGCAUCUGGACGUGUACAACGACAGGCUGUUUGUUGCUUUUGACCUACAUAGAGCACCGUUUUCGUUAGCUUACCACAACCUCUCGGACACCUCGAAAUCACUGCUACUACAACCAUACCCGAGUUGGGAUGCACACUCGGACGAGCAUGGAGAUCGACAGAUACACGAUGUGGUUGCACUCCGAGCCGACCGCUGCGGUCGAAUUUGGGUGAUAGAUAAAGUUGAUGAUGCUAAUGAACAUCGUAUUAUUGUUUUCGACCUAAACACUGAUCGCAUCCUGAGAAAAUACACAUUCAGGUACUCGAUUAACCUCCACAUUGGCUUUUCUAUGGUCGUAGACGACGACGACUGUGAAAAUCCAUAUCUCUACAUCAGCGAUAGCAGACAGGGCGGCAUCUGGACGUACUGCUGGGCGGACGAAACUGCGUGGCACCACCCCGGAGACUUCGUUUCCGCGAUGGUAUUAGCGCCAAAUAAAAGCGAGUCAUACAGUAUCGUCUACUAUAAUAUGUUUGGCGUGGGGGUUUGGUAUAUUUCCACGAGAUACCUUAGAGAUAAGACGUCAUAUUUGAUGGAGUUUGGGCACAAAGGAGAACACUACGUCUAUUUGGAAUCGACGGUUUUAGAUGCUAAAAAUAAUGUCCUUUUUGUUAGGACUUUCUAUAAUUCUACCACUAUAAUGGCCUAUCCCUGCUGGAACAGAUACGCGUCGUGUGACCCGAGUGGAUGGCAUGACAUCGCCGUCAACACGACACAUGAAGUAACUCAAAUAAUACUAGAUAAAAAUGGCAACCUCUGGGCUUUCACUGAAACAUCAACAUUGGACAACAAAACUAAUUUAAGUAUUUUCUCAUUAGACAUUACAAGUGCGAAUGUAGAAUUAAACAAAAAUGACACAACAAAUACAACGAAAUUAAAUGAAGCUGCCACCGCCGCUACAGUCUCAGCGACCAAUACGACCGAGCAAGCCUCAGGUGUCGACUAUGAUGGCAGUAGUAACAGUACAGUGACUACUGAAGAUAUUACAGGGGGGACGCCAAACAGCAAUAUCACCGCUACAGACCCAGCGAGCAGUACUACCGAGCAAGCCUCAGGUAUCGGUGAUCGUAUUAGUAACACUACAGUGACUAUUGAAGAAACUAUAGCGAGUACGCCAAACAGCGAUGUCAAGACGCAGCGAACAUCCCUGACGCGCUGCAGCGCCAAGGCAGACCCAACAACACCCUGA